Erinaceus europaeus (western European hedgehog) is the source of this 3263-nucleotide messenger RNA. It is a transcript of the gene CNOT2, whose product is annotated as CCR4-NOT transcription complex subunit 2. Gene Ontology annotation, biological process: regulation of stem cell population maintenance; nuclear-transcribed mRNA poly(A) tail shortening; regulation of DNA-templated transcription. The transcript is spliced from 16 exons. The coding region runs from base 567 to 2189 and encodes 540 amino acids. Gene Ontology annotation, cellular component: CCR4-NOT core complex; P-body. The record is from RefSeq and is a predicted model, not a curated record. NCBI's taxonomy places the organism in Eukaryota, Metazoa, Chordata, Mammalia, Eulipotyphla, Erinaceidae.
ACACAAACACAAACACGCUCCGCGUCCCCGGGGAGGGCGGACCCACGCCACCUCACCAAUCCCCGCCCCUGGACCCCGCGGCCCCCCGUCGCACCCAAGGGCCCGUGCCCACAGCAAAGCAACCCGGUCCCGGGGAGACGGUAGCGGCCGCAGAGACCCGCUCGCUCUAACGGUCGCGGAGACGCAACGAGCCUUCUUCCUUGAGUCGGUAGGAGACACUGUGGAAGCCGCCGAGAGCGCAGCGAGGCGCCUCUCCCCACCGCCUCGGGGGACGCGCGGGAAGCGGUCUGCCCACCCCCUCAAUUCAGUCUCGCCGGCGAUCGCCGCUCCCACCUUCCGCCGCCGCCGCCUGGAGGGAAGCCGGAACGGCAGAGGUCACGGCGGGGGUCAGAGGGUAAAGGUCCUGCUCCCAGCAGCCUCCGCGGUAGAUACGUCGCCAUCUUGGAUCCGCGGGACAAGAAAAUUCAUGCGAGGGAGAACUGGUGGGCGGUCCUUCCUGUGACACGACCCUUGAGUGACAGUUCUAUUUGAUUGCCUCCAGUACUGUGAGGAAAGGACACGACUCUAUGGUGAGGACUGAUGGACAUACAUUAUCUGAGAAAAGAAACUACCAGGUGACAAACAGCAUGUUUGGUGCUUCAAGAAAGAAGUUUGUAGAGGGGGUCGACAGUGACUACCAUGAUGAAAACAUGUACUACAGUCAGUCUUCUAUGUUUCCACAUCGGUCAGAAAAAGAUAUGCUGGCAUCACCAUCUACAUCAGGUCAGCUGUCUCAAUUUGGGGCAAGUUUAUACGGGCAACAAAGUGCACUAGGCCUUCCAAUGAGGGGAAUGAGCAACAAUACCCCUCAGUUAAAUCGCAGCUUAUCACAAGGCACUCAGUUACCGAGCCACGUCACGCCAACAACAGGGGUACCAACAAUGUCACUUCACACGCCUCCAUCUCCAAGCAGGGGUAUUUUGCCUAUGAAUCCUAGGAAUAUGAUGAACCACUCCCAGGUUGGUCAGGGCAUUGGAAUUCCUAGCAGGACAAAUAGCAUGAGCAGUUCAGGGUUAGGUAGCCCCAACAGAAGCUCGCCAAGCAUAAUUUGUAUGCCAAAGCAGCAGCCUUCUCGACAGCCUUUUACUGUGAACAGUAUGUCUGGAUUUGGAAUGAACAGGAAUCAGGCAUUUGGAAUGAAUAACUCCUUAUCAAGUAACAUUUUUAAUGGAACAGAUGGAAGUGAAAAUGUGACGGGAUUGGACCUUUCAGACUUUCCAGCAUUAGCAGACCGGAACAGAAGGGAAGGAAGUGGUAAUCCAACUCCAUUAAUAAAUCCCUUGGCUGGAAGAGCUCCUUAUGUUGGAAUGGUAACAAAACCAGCAAAUGAGCAAUCCCAGGACUUCUCAAUCCACAAUGAAGACUUUCCAGCAUUACCUGGCUCCAACUAUAAAGACCCAACAUCAAGUAAUGAUGACAGUAAAUCUAAUUUGAAUACAUCCGGCAAGACAACUACAAGUACAGAUGGUCCCAAAUUUCCUGGGGAUAAAAGUUCAACAACACAAAAUAAUAACCAGCAGAAAAAAGGGAUCCAGGUGUUACCUGAUGGUCGGGUUACUAACAUUCCUCAAGGAAUGGUGACGGACCAAUUUGGAAUGAUUGGCUUAUUAACAUUUAUCAGGGCAGCAGAGACAGACCCAGGAAUGGUACAUCUUGCAUUAGGCAGUGACUUAACAACAUUAGGCCUCAACUUGAACUCUCCUGAAAAUCUCUACCCCAAAUUUGCAUCACCCUGGGCAUCUUCACCUUGUCGACCACAAGACAUAGACUUCCAUGUUCCAUCUGAAUACUUAACGAACAUUCACAUUAGGGAUAAGCUGGCUGCAAUAAAACUUGGCCGAUAUGGAGAAGACCUACUUUUCUAUCUCUACUACAUGAAUGGAGGAGACGUAUUACAACUAUUAGCUGCAGUAGAGCUUUUUAACCGUGAUUGGAGAUACCACAAAGAAGAGCGAGUAUGGAUUACCAGGGCACCAGGCAUGGAGCCAACAAUGAAAACCAAUACCUAUGAGAGGGGAACAUAUUACUUCUUUGACUGUCUUAACUGGAGGAAAGUAGCUAAGGAGUUCCAUCUGGAAUAUGACAAAUUAGAAGAACGGCCUCACCUGCCAUCCACCUUCAACUACAACCCUGCUCAGCAAGCCUUCUAAAACAAAAGACUUCCCUUUUCUUGGGGUAUGGCUGUCUCAGCACAAUACUCAACAUAACUGCAGAACUGAUGUGGCUCAGGCACCCUGGUUUUAAUUCCUUGAGGAUCUGGCAAUUGGCUUAUGCAAAGGGUCACCAUUUGAGGUCCUGCCUUACUAAUUAUGUGCUGCCCAACAACUAAAUUUAUAAUUUGUUUUUCUCUAGUUUGAGCAGGGUCUGAAUAUCUUCAUUUAUUUUCAUUUUUGCCAGCAGACAGACUUGGGUCUAUAAAGACAAACAAGUACACUGACAGAAGUUUUCCAUUUAGUUUCUAAAAUGUAAAAAAAACAACCCACAAGACUCAACAAAAUUAGACCACAAAAUUUGCAUUGUUCAUUGUAGCACUAUUGGUAAUAAAAUAACAAAUGUUUGUGCAUUUUUAUGUGAAGAUCCUUCUCGUAUUUCAUUUGGAAAGAUGAGCAAGGUCUGCUUCCUUCAUUUUACUUCCCCUUCUGUUUUUGAAAGGCAGUUUCGCCAAGCUUAACGCAAGAAUAUCUGACUGUUUAGAAGAAAGAUAUUGCCACAAUCUCUGGAUGGUUUCCAGGGUUGUGUUAUUACUGAGCUUCAUCUUUCCAGAAUGAGCAAAACACUGUCCAGUCUUUGUUACGAUUUUGUAAUAAAUGUGUACAUUUUUUUAAAAUUUUUGGACAUCACAUGAAUAAAGGUAUGUAUGUACGAAUGUGUAUAUAUUAUAUAUAUGACAUCUAUUUUGGAAAAUGUUUGCCCUGCUGUACCUCAUUUUUAGGAGGUGUGCAUGGAUGCAAUAUAUGAAAAUGGGACAUUCUGGAACUGCUGGUCAGGGGACUUUGUCGCCCUGUGUAUUAAAGGGCCAGAUUUUCAGCAGCCAAGGACAUCCAUACCCAAGUGAAUGUGAUGGGACUUAAAAGAAGUGAACUGAGACAAUUCACUCUGGCUGUUUGAACAGCAGCGUUUCAUAGGAAGAGAAAAAAAAAACAAAAAAAAAAAAGAUCAAUCUUGUAUUUUCUGACCACAUAAAGGCUUCUUCUCUUUGUAAUAAAGUAGAAAAGCUCUCCUCA